AUGUGGUCUCAAAAUCGACUCUAUUUCCAAUUAAGCCUCAUUUCAGCAAUCCAUCAGUUGGACAGACUUCCAAGUCAUCAUGUGAAAUUUGGAACAUUUUCAGAGACAGAAGGUGUUCAAACUUCAAGUACUCAAACUGUUGUGGUGGCCGAAGAACACGUGGUGCCAUCAAGACCAAAUCUCAGUUCUUCAUUUGAAGUUUCUGAUGAUGAUGAUGAUGAUGAUGAUGUUGAUGAUGAUGAUGAUGAUGAGAGUGAUAGUAAUGACGAUAGUAUGGAUUUUCAUAUGUUUGUACCGUCGAAUGAGCCAGUCAAUGAGGUUGUGAUUUCUCCGGCUGAGACAGAAAAGGAAAUCAACAUUUUUAAGCAACAAAACGAUCCUACGCCCGAACAGAUGGAAGCUCUUAUUGACAAAUUACAGUCAACUGCAAAGAAGCCUCCCCAAGUAGUUUCUAUUACUUCUGAGUCUCCAUCUGGGAGUGAUAAAGAUAAUUCAAAAGCAUCCAUGCUGCCAAGAAAGCGAAAACGUAGAGAUCCAAGGUCGGGAAUACUUUCUACUGAACCAGUACAACAACCUUCUCAGAUUGUUGAGCCCGCUCAAGUUACUCAUGAUGUUCAAAGUCCGAUUAUUGAGCCCGCUCAAGUUAUUCAAGAUGUUCAAAGUCCAAUUAUUGAACCAGCUCAGGUUCAUCAAGAUGUUCAAAGUCAAAUGGCUAAUGAGGAAACAAUUGCUUCGGGAAGCUCUUCUGCCCCACCACCCCCAGAGCACGAUGUUGUGUCUGUCAAACUAGCCAAGUUACUUGCAUUUCAAGAUUCCAUUUCUCAAUCCAAAGGAAAAGGAAUAUCUAUUGGCUCCAGGCAAGGAGGUGAUGAAGACUCCCAUCAAACCAUCUCUGAGCUCAAACAAGAGAUUAUGUUUUUGAAGCAGGAGUCCAUUGAGAAGGACUUACUGAUUGGUAGUCCGAAUAGGAGAGUUUCUAACCUUGAAUAG
Messenger RNA from Lactuca virosa, 990 nucleotides. The record is from the annotation of a GenBank genome assembly. Lineage: Eukaryota; Viridiplantae; Streptophyta; Magnoliopsida; Asterales; Asteraceae.